GCCCCGGAAGCGGCGGCCACGUGAGCGGCAGGAGGGCGGAGGCUGUUGGGCCGCGCGGCGCCGUGUGCGGCCUUUGAAGCGGCGGAGCGGGGCAGCGCGGGGGCCGGUUCCCGGAGCUGCGGCAGAUGAGGCUGCACUGAAAUACAACACUAUACGAAUAUAAGUCUGUAGAAGGUACUAUUCAAUCCUUCGUGCCUUUGCUUUAUAUUUUCUUCAACACAGCUGGUGAAAAUGGCUGAAAAUGGAGAUGGUGAAAACAUGUCUAUUUUGGAAAGCAAAAUCUGUCAGCAAAUUGAGUACUAUUUUGGCAAUCACAAUCUACCAAGAGACAAGUUCCUAAAGGAACAGAUCAAACUAGAUGAUGGCUGGGUGCCUUUAGAAGUAAUGAUCAAAUUCAACAGGUUAAGUCGCCUUUCAAAAGAUUUUAGUGUUAUUGUAGAAGCACUAAGAAAGUCCAAGACUGGUUUAAUGGAAAUAAAUGAAGACAAAACUAAAAUCAGAAGAUCUCCAAACAAACCCCUCCCUGAAUUAAAUGACCAGUACAAGGCUGCAAUUAAAAACAGAUCUGUGUAUGUUAAAGGCUUUCCACUAGAUGCAACUCUUGAUGAUAUCAAAGAAUGGCUUGAGGAUAAAGGUCCAGUUGAAAACAUUCAGAUGAGGAGAACAUUGCAGAGAACGUUUAAGGGCUCAAUAUUUGCCGUUUUUGAUAGUGUUGAAUCUGCUAAGAAGUUCACAGAGAUCCCAAACCAAAAGUACAAAGACACAGAGCUGAUAGUACUUUUCAAGGAGGAGUACUGUACAAAGAAGAAUGAAGAAAGGAGACAAAACAAAGUAGAAGCUAAAGCAAGAGCUAAACAGGAAAAAGAAGAAAAACAGAAACAAGCAGCAGACGCUGAAAUGAAGUCUCUGGAAGAAAAGACGGGAUGUCUUUUGAAGUUUUCUGGUGAUCUAGAUGAUCAAACAUGCAGAGAAGAUCUCCAUGAUGUAUUCUCUGAUCAUGGAGAAAUCAAAUGGAUACAUUUUGUCAGAGGUGCGAAGGAGGGAAUUAUCCUAUUUAAGGAUGUUGCAAAAGAAGCUCUGGAAAAAGCCAAAGAAGCACAUAAUGGAAACUUACAGCUUCGGAACAAGGAUGUUACAUGGGAAGUGCUAGAAGGAGAUGUAGAGAAAGAAGCUCUGAAAAAAAUAUUGGAAGAUCAGCAAGAAUUGCUGAAACAGAAAACAAAAGGACGCAAAAUUAAAGGAAAAGGAAGAGGGGGAAAGAUACCUCAAGGUGCACACAAGGGGAAAUUACAGUUUCAGGGCAAGAAAAUAAAGUUUGAGAAUGAAGAAGAAGGUGGUGAAGAUGAUACUAAAACAGAACCAGCAAGUCCCAAGAAGAGACCACUAGAAGAAAUGGAAAAAGAAGAACCUGCACCAAAACAACUGAAAACAGAAAACGGAGAUGGAGAUCAGUAAUACUAAAAUAAAUCUAAAAAACAAAAUUGUUUUUAUUGUUCCAUUUUCAAUAGGUUUCAAAGACAUGCCUCAGUUCAGGAGUUUCUUAGCAGAAAAUCUAAUGAAAUCCACUUCAAUGUCAACCUACAAGGAGAGGAAAGAUUAAUUUUGUUGGGUUACAGCUUUUUUGUUUUUUAAGCAGCAUGCUUACUCCUAACAUACCACCCUGGAAAACUCUUUUGUAUUUAUAGUUUUGUUUAUACUGUCAGAUCCUCUCAACUUCUCUGGCACUUCAUUCAAAUGUAAAAGGUUCUGGACUCUGUAAUCUUGCUGUUAUGGUGAAUAGCAGCUGCCAAUAAAUUCAGAACUUAAAACUGCA
This is a messenger RNA of Tyto alba (common barn owl), 1813 nucleotides long. RefSeq names its product small RNA binding exonuclease protection factor La (gene SSB). Gene Ontology annotation, cellular component: ribonucleoprotein complex; cytosol; cytoplasmic stress granule. NCBI's taxonomy places the organism in Eukaryota, Metazoa, Chordata, Aves, Strigiformes, Tytonidae. Gene Ontology annotation, molecular function: RNA binding. The record is from RefSeq and is a predicted model, not a curated record. Gene Ontology annotation, biological process: positive regulation of translation; RNA processing. The transcript has 12 exons. Bases 232 to 1455 code for a protein of 407 amino acids.